AUGGUACCCAUUGCCAUCCCUAGGUUGAACCCGUAUCCCCGUCCACGACAGCAGCGCAACACCUCUAGACCCAGGCAUGGCGACACCAAGUCCUCGCUAGGGUUGCGCGGUUGCGCCGGCCGCCGCCGCCUCCCUCCUCCGGCGGCUCCCACCGUUGCCGUCCUCGGCUAAUCCCCCUCGCCUCGGCCGUCCUCGGACCGCCCCGGCGUCGUCUGCAAUGUCAGAUCCUGGUAGGGAUAGCAAUAUGCAGCAGCUAGUCCCCAUGGCACCACCGCCAAGGUCUUCUGCCGGUGAGACCGGGAAGGAACUGAUGGCGAAGAGUUAUGGCGGUGGGAGUGGGAAGGAGCUGGCUCUGGUGGAAGGCGGAGGAAAGAGCUCGGGAGGGGUCAAGCUACGGGAGGAUGAGGAGGACCUGGAGGUGAAGCUGAGGCGCAUCAUGGAGCACGUCCCUGUCCGUGUCAGCAACACCUCUGGAUCCUCUGCUGGCUCUGGUUCUGGCGAUUUCCACCAGUAUCGGCAAAUGAGGAGGCGGGAGCAGGACCGAAUAACGAGGAUGGAGACUGAUUACGAAAAGAGGAAACAGGUGGCUGAGUUCAAUCUGCGGAGGGAGGAAAGGCUGAAAGAAGCUGAGGAGCGAACAUCCAAAAAGCGCCUGAAACGCCAAAAGAAGAAGCAGCGCAAGAAAGAAAAGCGCACCAAAACUAGCAGUGGUGGUGAAGAACCUAACAGACAAGAACUUAACCGUGUGGAGUCCUCAGAUGAAGAGGAGGGUUCGGAUUAUGAGGGUGACGAUAAGUUUAAGCAAUGCACAUGAUCGAAGACGCUAUCGGACUGCAGGCCAACAUUCCUGGAGAUUGCUUUUCACUGGUAGAGAUUCUUGAUGAUAGUAGUCACUCACUGGCCUCCUGUAGUAACAGAGUUGGAAUAUACUAGGUUGGACCCCCUGUUUCUUGAAAAUAUUUACCUGAGCAAGUGCUGCGGGGCCACAGAUGGUGCAUUGGCUUCUUUGUUUGAAUUAUGUAUACCUGUUACAUGGCCAUGCUUGAAUACAUGUUUGGUCGGUCUUGUUAUUUCUGUUCCAGAUGUUACACUUGAGCCCCUAAUGUUUUAACAGCCAGCUUUAUACAACAAUUUAUUGAUGUCA
Molecule: messenger RNA, 1144 nt
Organism: Brachypodium distachyon (stiff brome)
Lineage: Eukaryota; Viridiplantae; Streptophyta; Magnoliopsida; Poales; Poaceae
Product: PRKR-interacting protein 1
Exons: 2
Coding region: 218-814 (198 amino acids)
Biological process (GO): negative regulation of protein kinase activity
Cellular component (GO): nucleolus
Molecular function (GO): protein kinase binding; double-stranded RNA binding; protein kinase inhibitor activity
Source: RefSeq, a predicted model, not a curated record